This is a messenger RNA of Linum tenue, 603 nucleotides long. Lineage: Eukaryota; Viridiplantae; Streptophyta; Magnoliopsida; Malpighiales; Linaceae. The record is from the annotation of a GenBank genome assembly.
CAAACAGUUCUGUUUGUUAUUUUCGUCAGUCUCCCUGGCCAAGGAAGGCGUCGACUUCAGCGGCCCUCCGUCUCCAUCGACCGCUGCCAAAGUACCAGUCGAUUCCAGAAACAAGAUGCCAAGUUUUGAGGUGGGCAGAAAAUUCGAGGGUGAAAGAGAAGAGAAGGAAAGCGGAUUUGAGGAAUGCGCGCUGUGAGUCGGCAGCACUUGAGUGGGAUGGUUUAUUGAGGGGAUCAUGAUACAUGGACCAAUGCUCGAUGCGACUGAUAGGAGUUGGGUGAACAUAAGGCGAAGAGGUCAGACACAUAUUGAUAACUCUGCAGUUUCUUAUAGAGACCUGUUAAUAAAGCAGCUAGCGGCAAGUGGAAGAAGGGAGGAGGAAGAGAACACGCAGCCGCCUUGGUAGGUACCACGGGGCCUACUGUGCUCAUCUGACUGCUUUUGAUCGAGGGAACCGCAACAGAUCAGAUGACAGUUCAUCGGGGGAAUCGAUGUCAACAGACCAGCCGCUUCGAAGCAUCAAGGAAAAUCUUAAGAAUGUAAUGUUGUACUUACUGCAAGUUUGUGGAGGGCUGUAUAUAGGUGCUAGGGGAGCUCGCUUCU